CUCCCCCUCUCGUCCCCCUCCCACCCCCGCGAGUGCGCGACGACUCUCCGAAGCCCAUCGUAGUCCGGAGUCCAACCCCGCAGCGCAGGCGAAGAUGGCGGACGUCAGCGGCGACGGCUUCGGGGGCCGGCGCCCGCUGGGGCUGCUGGCGAACGCGAGGAAGCGCAAGGACGGGUUCGUGCAGCUGUUCCUGAUGGCGGGCGUCCUCAUGAUGAGCCUGCGGUCCCUGGGCCAGAAGCACCGCCUCCGCGACCUCGCCGACGGCGCCGCCGACCUCCGCCGCGAGCGCGACGACCUCUCCCUCUGCAUGCGCGGGCUCCAAGAUGCGCUCCGCCGCGAGGCCGACGCCGACGCGUCGGGCGCCCUCGCGUCCCACCCCGCACCGGCCACCACCGCGGCCGAGGACCAGUAGGCCCCUCUUGAAUCCUUCGCCCCCCGCCUUCGUGUUCCGUGAUAUGAUGUCUUUGUCUGCUCAGCCGUGAGGUCUCUGAGUGCGUUCCGUCUCCAGCGGACUCACAAUCUGUGGCAGCGAAUGCGACGUGUUUGUGGAAAUGCCGCACCGGAUUCGCAUCGAGCUGGCUGAAAUUGUUGCUACCUCGAGACAUGUUUUUAUAGACUUUCAACUUGUUCGUGUUUCAGAUCGCCCAAAGGUCUUUUACUUCCAUCCUGCUUCUGUUAAGCUGCUAUGGUGUUUGAGUUGUAUGGUGUGCUUUGUGUACUGGCUCAGGAUUGCAUUGAUGCUGGAUCAGUUCUGUUA
Molecule: messenger RNA, 757 nt
Organism: Panicum virgatum (switchgrass)
Lineage: Eukaryota; Viridiplantae; Streptophyta; Magnoliopsida; Poales; Poaceae
Exons: 1
Coding region: 95-412 (105 amino acids)
Source: RefSeq, a predicted model, not a curated record